GCUAGAUGAUGUUGUUGAACAUUGAUUACCGAAACGUCAUGGCGUGUAUGUACGUCAUUUGAAUUUUUGCCGCAUAAGAUGAAGAGACACCACAGAGAGGAGUCGUCUUCUCGAACUAAGAAAUCCCGUGCUCCCAGUGUAUCGGACGAGGAUGAUAAUAAUGGAUAUGUCAGCUCCUCUAAAAAGCAUAAGAGCCCACCUCGAAAGGCACUACUGAGGCGCCCUUCGCGCGAAGAAAGGUCAUCAGACAAACGUGAUCAUGGCUCGAGGCAGACAUUCUUACUUCGUUCUAACCCGCCAACAAACUUUGUCAGCGGCAGUAGCAGCAGCCGUCCUUUUAACUCUAUCAGGUAAUUUGUAUGUGAUGUAUUGAGUUUACGUGGGUUAUUACGAAUGAUCACUCGUGUUGGUAAACUGAUCCUACUCUAUCCUGGAUUUCAGGCGUCAUUGUUCAUGCUUCUUGCUAACUAAUAAUUGUGUGGUCCACCCACUUGUCCAUCGUUAUCUAACUUACUUAUGGUACCACAAUUCCAAUAUCACCGUCCCAUCAUCAUGCAUAGUACAUUAGUUAUCUCACUUAUUAUUCGUUAUAAUUUUAUUUUCCUUGAACAUAUGAUAAGCUGAUAUGUUCAUGUUGAAUGGUCUUGGGACAUUUUCAUCUGGUGGCAGUUGCAGUCGUUUCAAACCACUGAAUAAUGAUAGUUCAUGUGUGAAGUGCCAAAAAUAUCAUUGCUCAAAUGGUUUCUGAUUCCUUCACUGUGAAGAAAAGCAACAAAUUGUACUGCACACAUUUGAUUCGUCAAGUUAAACAUUUUCUAAUUUCAUGCAGGUUUUCUGGUUCUAAACACUCACAAGAUAUUCGUUUUCGAUAUUGUAUCUAAUUUAUCGUUAACGCGAUUGUUGAUAAAAUGCGUCCGACAAACCAUAGGUCACAUUCUGUUCCUAAGAAUAAUGAAGUUUUGGUCGUGUAAACGCAUCUGUAAUCCUCAUGAAUCUAUCCAAUUUUCUUAAUGAGAUUCCACAUGCAGAAAAUCAUAUUAAUCAUGCAAACCUUUGUUCCUAUGAUGUCACACCUGAUAUGCAUGUUCUACUUUUAUCCGAAGUAUUCUGCAUCUUUGUGGGAAUCGGUUUUAGGCAAGUUUAUUCUUUCAUUUGAAAUUAUCACCGUCUAAUGUCCACCCGAUUGUUCAUCCGGUCUAGUUUACAAAUAAUUUUAUAAAUAGUCGCAGCUUAAGUGAUGAAUAAAUAAAAUGUAUUUCAGCAAAGUAAUAUUGUUAACAUGGUGUUGAAAAGAUAAGAUAAAAAUAUGUGCUGUGAAACGAUCCGAGGAAGUCCUGUAAGAAGGAUUCAGAUUUCAAGUUAAUACAUUUGGAGAAUGAUUUGGUUGACCAUUUCCAUGGUCACUCAAGUUCAAGAAAAUCAUAUGCACCGUCAAGCGGACGAAUCUCUAAUCAUUCAUCCAGGUCUUUAAUCAAUUCCUCCAGUCGAGUGAAUCCUAUGUUGGCUGCAAGUCUUGCAUCAUCGGGUAAAUUGCCGAAUCUCCCAAUACCUCCUGGUUCCAGUGGAGGUUCAGCUGCAACAGUUGCAGCCGUUGCCGCGGCCGCAAUGAAUGCUGCUGCAAUGGCUGCAGCCUUGGGUGCCGGAGGUGUAAUAUCGAGCAAACAGAUGUCACAUAUCACCAAGGCACUGGCAACUGCUACUCGGUCAAGUCGUGAUCGCCAUGGCUCAACAACUAGUAGACCUGUUCGUAACUCAAGUGAUAAAUAUGUAAGUGAUGAUUCUAGAAGCGGUCGCAGAGCCAAAGGUGAUAGUAGAGAAAAGGACAUGCUUAGCAUUUUCAACGCCCGUUAUUCUCGUCCAGUGGAACAUCGCAAUCCUGAGGAUGAUCCAAAUGCAACUAGAACAUUGUUUCUUGGGAACUUACCACCAGAUGUCGAAGAACCUGAACUGAGGAAGAUGUUUGAACGUUACGGCAUCAUUGAAGACAUCGAUAUUAAACGUCGUGAACUAGAAACUGGAGCAACUGCAUUCGCUUUUGUUAGGUAUCUAAGCUUAGAUAUGGCACAUCGUGCCAAAGUCAACUUAUCUGGUCAAAUGAUUGGUGAAUACAGAUUCAAAAUUGGUUAUGGAAAAGUUAUCCCUACACGAUGCUUAUGGAUUGGUGGAUUGGGUCCAUGGACGAACUACCCUGAAUUCGCAACUCUUGUCAACAGUAUUAGCUCACCUGAAAAAAUUAUAUGGCCGUCUGGUAAAAACUACGCUCAUAUUCUUUAUGCCAACAGUGAGUUAGCAGCAGUGGCAGCUGAUCUUUUGCGUGGAUAUCCCUUGGGAAAUAGUCACAGACGAAUUAGAGUAGACUUCACUGACGAGUCACAUAUGUUUAAAGAUCCUAACUGGAAACGUUUGAAGAGAAAUUCGUCCACAGAAUCUAAUUCUAGACAUUACUCUUCAAGGCGAUCACCAACGCCUCGAACUAAACGUGAAGCAUCUCAUUCAGAUGUCUAUUCUCGAGAGAAUAACCAUUACUCGAAAUACAAACGUGAUCGAAGAACGUACGAUGAUAGCGAUCGCAGCCAUUCUGUUUCGUCAAAUCGUAAGAGAGAAUCUGUUCAUAAAUCUCGGAGAGCUACGCAGGCUACACAUGAACGAGCAUCUAGGCGUAGUUACCGUGACCAUUCACUAAGCCAAGGAGAUGACUCAUCUCGUUGUGUUUCACGUUCUCCUACAUCGUCGAGAUCCCGAAGAUGUUCCUCAACCCCUUCUACACCACCAACGUUGGAGACAUCUAAAAAUAUAGGACAAUUGGCUUCUUGCCUACCAAAAGCUUGGGAUGGAGCCUUCUAUCUAAAGUCAAGCAGCUUUCAGUGCCGUAUGCAUGUUUUGAGAGGUGAUAAAAACCUAGUUGAUCAGUUUAUGUAUCGUGGGCUUAAUUCAGAAGCAUGUGUAGAUUCAAAUGGAAAUCGACGUAAUACUAAAAAGUCGAAUAAAAAUAAGCAUGGAUCACUAGAUGAUAUUGACUCCAGUGAGUCGCAAGAUGAUGCACAUGAUGGUGUUGGAAGUGAUGGUACGAGCAAAGACAAGGUUGUUUGUUUACGAAUUACCCAAAGAAUGAGACUUGAUCCUGUAAAACUGGAUGACGUGAACCAGCGUGUUAAAACAGUUGGUCCUAAUGGCUUUUGUGCACUUUUGGCUGUACCCACACAUUCUGUUUCGUGCAACGAACUUGGAGACAACGAUAAACAACCUCAAAGACCCCUUCGGAAUUUGGUUGCAUAUCUACGAACAAAGGAUUCUGCAGGAGUGGUGCUUUUAAAUCCUGCUGGUCAUAAUCAAAACGAUACAGCAUCUCCUUCAACUACCGAAGCUACAUGUACAUCCGGAGUGCUGUAUGCAUUUCCACCUUGCGACUUUUCUCUCAGGCUUUUGCGUGAAAGUGCUCCGCAGUUAGAGAAAGAUUAUUGCAAAGAUGAUCACUUAGUUAUACUACUUAUUCGUGGGACAGGCGUAGUGUAAAUUAUGUGUAAAAGUUAUUGCAUGAUUCAUGUUAGACCUCCAACAAACUUGUUUGGUGUUGGGACAGCGUAUUGUGUUAAUGCACCACUAUGAUAUUGUUUUUUGCUGUGUAAGAAGACUACCAUUUACUUUUAGUGUUAAAUUUCAGCAUAUUACUUCAUGUUCUUUAAGAAAGCAUUUAUAAAAAGCUUGCUUUUUCUAUUUCAUUUUGGAAGGAGCUGAAUAAAAUUUCUAGUUCGAAAUUAAUAUUAUAUUCUGCAUAUUGUGUUUACAAAAAA
This is a messenger RNA of Heterobilharzia americana, 3791 nucleotides long. The record is from the annotation of a GenBank genome assembly. Lineage: Eukaryota; Metazoa; Platyhelminthes; Trematoda; Strigeidida; Schistosomatidae.